Molecule: messenger RNA, 2387 nt
Organism: Melospiza georgiana
Lineage: Eukaryota; Metazoa; Chordata; Aves; Passeriformes; Passerellidae
Gene: SYNC
Product: syncoilin, intermediate filament protein
Exons: 6
Coding region: 1-1881 (626 amino acids)
Cellular component (GO): intermediate filament
Source: RefSeq, a predicted model, not a curated record
AUGUCACACACUCUGCUGGGCGGCUUUUGGGGCACGGUAAAGCUGAGACUUCCUGAGAAGCCAGCGCUGACUUCCUGGGCACGGCAGGAGAGGCAGCGGGCAGAGGUAGGCUCGGGGGGCACCACCAGGACAAACGGUGACCCCAGGGGAGGAAGGCAGCGGCCGCAGCUGGCACUGCAGGCGGUGGCCGGGGGGAAGCGGCUGCUCCGAUUUCCAGCGCUGUUUAUUAAUAACCCCUCUCCGCCCCAUGCUAAGCCCAUGUGCAGCGCAGAGCCGGCGGCGCUGGGCUCCAGGGGAGGAAGGGACCUGAUGGCACAGCCCGAGCCCCCUCCAGAGCUGCAGCUGGACAAAGCCAGAGCAUCCCCAGCCCCACAGGGAGCAGCUGAAGGAGCUGCUCCACACCCAGAACGUGCCCACAGCCCCUUGGAUCCAGCAGGGAACGGAUCUAAACCCCUGCACGGCGGCAGCCCAGACUCCAGGCCUGUCAGCAGAGAUCCCUCCUUGGAGAUAAGCACAGCAGGAACUCAGCUGGAUGAGGGGGCAGACGGGGCUGGGAUCCCGCUGGACGUGGAUGGAGAUGGGACAGGAAUCCCCCUGGACGUGGAUGGAGACGGGGUAGAGGUUCCACUGGACGUGGAUGAAGGUGGGACAGGGAUCCCAUUGGACGAGGAUGAAGAUGAAGGCGGGAUCCCAGUGGACAAGGAUACAUCAGGAAUUCUGGAUGUGGAUGAAGGUGGGACAGGGAUCCCACUGGCCAUGGAUGAAGGUGGGACAGGGAUCCCACUGGCCAUGGAUGAAGGUGGGACAGGAAUCCCACUGGCCAUGGAUGAAGGUGGGACAGGGAUCCCACUGGCCAUGGACACGGACAGAGCAGGGAUCCCAGACGACGCAGAUGGGGCAGGAAUCCCACUGGCCAUGGACACAGAGGGAGCAGGAGGCCCUCUGGACGCCCCAGAGCAGCGGUGCCUGAGCCUGGAGGAGCUGGGGAGUUACUUCCAGGAGUGCAUCGAGGUGGUGGAGCAGCUGGAGCGCGAGCGGGACCGGCUGAUCUCGGAGCUGGCGCAGCUGCGCGAGCCGGCGCUGCAGGAGAUCCGCCAUGCCCACGAGGAGAUCCAGGCCGCCUGCAGGCUGCUGGCCAAGGUGGAGCUGGAGAGGGACAACCUGCGCGACGAGAUCCGCCAGAUCAAGCAGAAGCUCUUCAAGGUGACCAAGGAGUGCGUGGCCUGCCAGUACCAGCUGGAGAGCAGGAGGCACGACCUCUCCCAGCACGCCGCCUACCAGGGCGAGCUGCAGAGCCAGGCGGGGCAGCUCUCGGGGGAGCUGUCCCAGCUCAAGGAGAGCUGCGAGAAGGAGAAGGAGGUUCUGAGGCAGCGCCUGGAGGCUCCUCCGUGCCGCCAGGACAACCUGUACCUGCAGGAGAGCCGCAGGCUGUCGCUGGAAUUUGAGAGCUUCGUGGCCCAGAGCCGGCGGGGGCUGGAGGAGCACUACGAGCCGCAGCUGCUGCGGCUGCUGGAGCGGCGUGAGGCCGGGGCCAAGGCUCUGCAGGAGAUGCAGGGGGAGAUCCAGGGCAUGAAGGAAGCCCUGAGGCCCCUGCAGGGCGAGGUCAGCCGGCUGAGGAUGCAGAACCGCAGCCUGGAGGAGCAGAUCGUGCUGGUCAAGCAGAAAAGGGACGAGGAGGUCGGGCAGUACCGGGAGCAGGUGGAGGAGCUGGAGGACAGGCUGAAGGAGCUCAAGAAUGGGGUCCAGCUCCAGCAACGCAAGAACCAGGAGCUGGAGGAGCUCAGGACCAGCCUCCAUCGGGAGCUCUCCAUCUACAAGAGCUGCUUAGAAAUCUACGGGCACCUCUGCAAAUCGGAGGAAAAAGCAGAGCAGGACUCUUAGAACCACAGAAUUUUCCUCUUUGUAGCAAAAACCAAUGGACAGAGGAUGCAAGGGAUUCUCCUCGUGCUGCUUUACCCUGCCUGAUGUGCAGCAGCUGCCUGGAGUUGGAAUUCCAAUCUUUGAAUUUCCAAUUUGAAGUUGAAUUUCCAAUCUUUUCCCUGGGUAUUUCCCCAGGUGCUGCUGCUGCUGCUCUUUGCUUUUCCCCAGAGGAGCAGAACAAAAAAAAAUAUCUUUGUACUGAACAAAGGAUAUGGAUGAGGAAUAACUGAUUGAUGUUUUGCUGUGUUUGGGAAAAUGUUGUCUUGUUCAAGUUCUGGGAGCUGGUGUUAGGAGGGGUUUGACUUUUAAAGUUUACAUGCAAGAGAAGCUUUCUCCUUUGAAGAGGAUUUUCUUUUGCAUUUCAAGUUUCUGCUGUACUGGGACAUGCUCCACAGAAAUGAGGUGGUGGGGAAGAGGUUUCCACUUUAUAUCGAGUCUCACACUGAAAAUAAAAGGUCAGAGUUUAA